AUGGUGCAAAUGGCCAGUUCUCCGUUCCUCAUCACUUCGCUCUUCACCAGCGAUUUAUGUUGCAUUAUUGCCAUUCCGCUGUUGAUAUACUGGAUGCAAAGGAUUUGGAACAUGAAGCUCAUGCACUUCAACACGAGACUUCUUCUCUGCUUCCACCUGUUUUGGAUGCUGGUUCACGUGAUUGGA
Ostertagia ostertagi is the source of this 186-nucleotide messenger RNA. The record is from the annotation of a GenBank genome assembly. NCBI's taxonomy places the organism in Eukaryota, Metazoa, Nematoda, Chromadorea, Rhabditida, Trichostrongylidae.